Tetrahymena thermophila SB210 is the source of this 303-nucleotide messenger RNA. RefSeq lists its product as hypothetical. The record is from RefSeq and is a predicted model, not a curated record. NCBI's taxonomy places the organism in Eukaryota, Ciliophora, Oligohymenophorea, Hymenostomatida, Tetrahymenidae. The transcript has a single exon.
AUGAAGAUAGUUUACAGAAUAUUAGAAGCAAUAAAUUAUGUAAUCAUUAAAAGAAAAUUAGAACUUAAGUAUGCCAAUAUAGUUUUUGCACAAAUGUAUUAUGCUCCAAUAUAAAAAGUUUAGAAUUUAUCUUCAGUAUUUAUAUCAUUUUACAAAACCGCACAUUGUAGAUAAAUCUAAAAAGAACUCAUUAGGCUAAGAAAAUUAAUCCAGAUGUUGAAAUGUUAUGGAUAUCUCCUUGUAGCAAAGUAAAAAAAAGAUAAACCAACUAUGGAUAUCAAGCUUACUAUUAUUCCUGAUUGA